Messenger RNA from Podarcis lilfordi (Lilford's wall lizard), 29874 nucleotides. NCBI's taxonomy places the organism in Eukaryota, Metazoa, Chordata, Lepidosauria, Squamata, Lacertidae. The record is from the annotation of a GenBank genome assembly.
GAAACCCGGGGGCGCCAUCUCUCGUAAGGUAACUGUUGCCCCUUCGCGCACCCAGGUCUCCGUCACACAAGCCAAGUCGACCCCCUGUGAGAUAAAGAAAUCUCUCAGGGUGGCGGUUUUAUUGCCUAUAGACCUGGCAUUGCACAGCACCAGUGACGGAGCUGAGUAAUCCUUGCUCACCCUACCCUCGUCCCUCGGGAUGGGGCGCAGAUUGGAAGGGGUACAAGCGUGUCCAUAUCUCGAUCCCCUUCGCCUAUAACAUCUGCCCCCACCGCCAUACCUCCCUCGCCCCUCCACGGUAGCAAUCCCAGGCCUCAUAGUAGCCUCCAUUGAUGGCAAUUAAUGUUAUUCUUUCGCAGCCUAAAACAAUAAAACCUUAAAACAAUAAAAACAAAAAACAACCCAGAAAACAAUAAAACAAUACAAAUAAAAACUGCAAAAAUUACAAAUUCAUCAAAAUCUAACAAAUUCCCAAGCCGACCCAAACAUCCAUCCCACCCCCAUAUAUAAAAAAUCAGAAGGGAAAGGAAAAUAUUUAAUAAUAAUAAUUAAAAAAAAACAUGUUAAAAAGAACUCUGCACCCCUCCGGGUCCUCCUGGGCAGUAGCAGCAUCAGUGGCAACAACCAUCCUCGUGAGGCCCCACCCUGGGCCAGAUAGUAAGUGGCAGGAGCAGUCCUUGUGAGGCCUGUCAGGCCCUCCCUGGGCCAGGUGGUAAGUGGCAAGAGCAGGGCCCUCAGGCACUCACCACAGGGGAUUCUUCCUGGGCAGCAGAGCAGUCCUUAUGAGGCUUCAGGCCCCACCCCAGGACAGAUGGUAAGUGGCAAGAGCAGGGCCCUCAGGCACUCACCACAGGGGAGUCUUCCUGGGCCCAGCUUAUGCCCAGCUUAGAUGAUGUACUGGAGAUCAGUAACAGGCUUUUCUAUUUCUUUAAAUUACUCUCAAAUUAUCCAUUGGGGAGCACUGGACAGUGUGGGAAUUGAUCCAGCAGGACUCUGGAAAUUUAUGCCCUUAACUCCCAGCCCAUUAAUGGAAACAUUAUUAUCUUCCCUGCAGAUCCAGUUUGUCCUGUUGAGAGGAGAAUGUCACUCUUUCAUAGAUGUCCUGACAGUAAAAAAAGUUGCAUGGUUUGUAUGUAGGUCAGGAUGGAAAGUGUGUAAAACAUUUUAUGUGUUUUCUGAUUCAAAACCUGCACUCAUAUAUGUUGAAAGAGAUGAGAAUGGCAUUUCUCCAUCUGGAGAAUAGCAGAAACCAGCUGGCAAAAAAUUCCAAUACAGGUUUAAGUUGAUUUUUGUUUGCGUGUGCAUAUGAGGGUGGGGACUGAGAACUUUUAAGAUGGAAUGGUUACUGUUAUGUGUGCGGGCGUGGUUGCUCAAGAGCGAACAGGCAAGACCCCCACUGGUCUUUUCAAGGCUUUCUUACCCGUGCAAAAACAUUCACAGUGUAGAACAUCUCCAUUCCGUGUCUGCUCAGUCACUAGCAGAAUCUGGGAGUGGGUGGUCCUUAAACUUUCCCCAGCAGAGCAGUCUUUUGACCCCCAUCCUACACCUCCCCUCUCUGCGUGUAAACCGACUGCAAAGCCCUUUCCGAACUUCGGAGGAGAGGGGGUUGCGGGCGAUCCCUCCCACACACGCGGGGGCUGGGCUUGCCCCCGCGAGAUCUGGGAAUCCCCGGGCGUGCCUGCUACCCAAUCCGCCAAUCGGCGGGUUGGGGAGGCGUGGCCUAGCCUAUUUAAGGCCAGGCAUGCCCGGGGACCGCCCUCUUUUCCCUUCGCCAGCCUCCCCUCUCUGCGUGUAAACCGACUGCAAAGAGAGGACGUGGGCAAAGGGGGACCUGCCUCCCCCCCGCUUUGCUCAGGCUUGGUGUUGCAGCUCUCUCUAGCAUCCUCCGAACCCUGCAUCCCUUCCCCACUGGAGGCGUGGCUUCCCUCCUCCGCGGAGGAAGAGCUGCUUCUUACGAUCUUCGAUCUUCGGAGGCUCCCUGUAACCCAACUGCCCUUCCACCUCUCGCCUCUGAGCUGAUGGCAGUUCCCUAACAGUUACUUAUCAUUAUUACUCAUUAAAUUUGCAUAUCACAGUUCAUCUGUCAAUCUCAGGGCAGUUCAUAGCAUAAAAAUACAAGACAAAAAUGCAAAUGCAUAAUAAAAGCAAAAGCAAGAACAAACAAAACCAAUAAUCUCUCAUCCCAGCCCUUCCCACAAACACAUUUUAAAGGAUAUAGGUUGUUAGUCAGCCCAAAACCUGGUUGAAGAGGAAUGUUUCUGCCUGGCACCUAAAGAUAUAUAAUGAAGGUGCUGGCCAAACCUCCAUGGGGAGAGCAUUCCACAAAUAGGGAACCGCUGCAGAAAAGACUGUUCCUGUGUUGCUGGACCUCUCAUGGAGGAAGCACACGAAGAAGGGCCUCAGAUGAUGAUCACAGAGUCCAAGUAGGUUCACAUGGGGAGAAGCGGUCCUUGCAGUAUUGCAAUCCUGAGCCAAAUAAUAAUAAUAAUAAUAAUAAUAAUAAUAAUAAUAAUAAUUUAUUUGUACCCCGCCCAUCUGGCUGGGUUUGCCCAGCCACUCUGGGCGGCUUCCAACAAAGAUUAAAAAUACAUAGAAUGUCAGACAAUAAAAACUUCCCUGAACUUCAGAUGCCUUCAGAUGUCUUCUAAAUGUCAGGUAGUUGUUUAUCUCUUUGACAUCUGAUGGGAGGGUGUUCCACAGGGCAGGCGCCACUACCGAGAAGGCCCUCUGCCUGGUUCCCUGUAACUUUGCUUCUCACAGUGUGGGAACUGCCAGAAGGCCCUUGGUGCUGGACCUCAGCAUCUGGGCAGAACGAUAGGGGUGGAGAUGCUCCUUCAGGUAUACAGGGCCGAGGCCAUUUAGGGCUUUAAAGGUCAACACCAACACUUUGAAUUGUGCUUUGUAGGUCUGAACCACCACUUUGCAUCGGGCCUAGAAACUAACUGGCAGCCAGUACAGUCAGACCGGGAUUGGUGUAACAUGCCCAAACUGUCUUGCCCCUGGCCACUAUAUUCAGCACCAGCUGAAGUUUCCGAACCAUCUUCAGAAACAGCCCUAUGUAUAAUGCACUGCAGUAAUCUAACCUAGAGGUUAUCAGAGCAUAGAAAAUGGUAGUUGGGCUAUCUCUGUCCAAGCAGGGACACAGCUGGACCACCAGCCAAAGCUGAUGGAAGGCAAUCUGCACCACUGAGGCCACCUGAACAUCAAGAGAUAGCAAAUGAUAUAGGAGUGCCCCAAGCUACAUACCUGCUUCUUCAGAGGAAGUGUAACUCCAUCAAGAACAGGCAACCUCUCAUCAAUCCAGUCUAUGGAACAGGGUCUCAGUCUUAUCUGAAUUGAGCUUCAGUUUGUUGGCUCUUAUCCAGACCAUUACCGAGGCAAGACAAUGGCCCAGCACAUCCACUGCGACACCUGCAGAAUCCACCCAAUUUGAAUUCUUAAAGCAUCCUUAGGACUUCUUUCUCCACAUCCCAAGCCAAAGCAGAUGAGCACUACUGCAGCUCCUACUUCCAUGAUGUGCACAGCUGCAUGGAUGGGGUUAUCAUAUUGUACCCUCACAGCAACCCUGUGAGGUGGGCUGAUCCUCCAUUAAGAGAAGUGGCUUGCCCAAAGUCAGCUUAAAGAGGGGUUUUAGUGUAGGGUUUUCUGUGACCCUCCAGAUAUUGUUGACCUUCAGCUCCAAGCAGCAUCAGCAGCCAGUAUGACCAAAUGUCAGAGCUGAUGGGAAUUUUAGUUAGGGUUGCUAGUUCAGGAGCAUCCCACACCCUGAGAGUUCAGGACACAAACCUAAGAUUUCGGGGUAUCCUUGUGAUGUCUGGAGACAGAGGUUAAUUGGGAGGGAGGUGUCUUUGUGAUGGUAUAAGGGCAGGCAUUGGAGACAGAGGUUAAUAUCGGAGAGAGGAGCAGAGGACAACAGGACAGGAUGGCUAUGCUAUAAUUUGCAGCCAGCUCCUGACAGGCUGAAGCUUGCAAACUUCACACAUGGUCACAUGUAUAUAUUUAAAGGCACUCUCAUCCUCCUGGAGAUUCAAGCCCUCCACCUGCUAUGAGGAGGGAACCAGCCAAUCAGGGAACCAGAGCUUGCAGGGCAGCAGUUGAAGAAGGAGCAAAAAGGGUUUUCUUGUGUGUGUGUGUGUUUCUUUGUGGCUGAUUAGCUGCUCUCCCUGUGCAAAGGUCAGAGGGGGCAGGGUUUCUGUUAAGGCAGGUGAUUAGCUGUGGGAGGAGCUUAUCAGAGCUUGCAGGGCAGUGGCUAGCGGCGUGUGCAGUUUGAUCCAUCUUUUAGAUUUAGGGGAGCUAGUCUCAAACGUUUGUUGGGGAGACCUAGGUUUUUUUGUGGGGGGAGUUAUUUGUCCUGUCUUCAUGCUUUUUAUGAUGGAGGACCACUGUAGCCACCCCCAACGACACGUUCUCAAGAUGGAGGGGGAGGGAACAGCUGCAGUCACCUGCGGUUCCUGCGCAAUGUUUGCCAUCUUGCCAAAGGUUGCAGGCAGCUUUACCUGCAGCAAUUGCAUGUUGAUUGCCCUCUUAAAAGACAAAGUCCAGCAACUGGAGGAACGUGUAGCUACGCUCCAAAGAAUUAGAGAGCUGGAGCUCUUCUUGGAAGCAACAGAGCACACCGUCUCCACCAAGGAAGAGACAGGGGACUCCCCUGAGAAGGAGGCUAGUUCACCAACACAGGAGCCAGAUAUAUGGAGAAACAUGACUCAAAGAAGUAGGAGGCCCAGGGUUCACUCUGAUUGUUUAGAAAUACACAAUCGCUUUGAGGUCCUCUCCCCAGCAUGGAAGACGAAGAGCAGACUCCAUUUGAGGAUCUCUCCCUCAUUACAGUCGAUCAGGUAUAUGAAGACGAGCAGCAAAGUCAGUCCUCAGGGAAUGUGCAGGCGACCUUGGAAAGGACAGCUCAUGGAAGAACCCCGACCAAACCUAAGAAGAGGCGUGUAGUGGUGAUAGGGGAUUCCCUACUGAGGGGAACAGAAGCAGUGAUCUGUGGGCCUGACAAGAUGUCUCGGGAAGUGUGCUGUCUCCCCGGGGCUAAGAUCCAAGAUGUAACUGAACGACUGCAAGGAAUCAUAAAACCCACUGACAAACACCCCUUCCUCUUGGUUCAUGUGGGAACCAAUGACACUGUAAGCAAUAGCCUCCAGAAGAUCAAAAGAGACUACGAGGCUCUGGGCAGGAAAUUGAAGCAAUUAAAUGCACAAAUUGUCAUCUCAUCUGUCCUCCCAGUUGAAUGAUGUGGCCCAGGGAGAGAGGGAAAAUAGUGGAAGUGAACAGCUGGCUUCGCAAAUGGUGUAAACAGGAACGGUUUGGAUUCUUAGAUCACGGACUGCAGUUUCUUGAAGAUGGACUUCUGGCAAGCGAUGGGCUGCACCUCACAACGGUUGGGAGAAAUGUUUUUGCCAAAAAUCUCAGAAACCUCAUCAGGAGGGCUUUAAACUAAUGUGGGGAAGGGAGACAGUGCUCCUGAAGGUAGGAGUCUAUCAAUUGAUGAAGAUGAUCAUCCAAAUGUCAUAGACCAAAUGGAGCAAACAGCACGCAGACCUAGUGGUGGGAGGAAAAAAUCCCUAAAUAAGAGACACGGGGGAAUGAUUAAUGGACUUCAAUGUCUGUACACUAAUGCGCAAAGCAUGGGAAAUAAACAAGAUGAGCUUGAGCUCUUGGUACAGCAAACUAAAUAUGACAUAAUAGGAAUCACUGAAACCUGGUGGGAUAAGUCCCACGAUUGGAAUGUAAUAAUGGGGGGAUACAAUCUAUUUCAGAGAAACAGACCAAACAAGAAAGGAGGAGGAGUGGCGUUAUAUGUCAGGGAUGUGCAUACCUGUGAAGAGAUCCAAGAUUUAGAACCUCAAAGCCAAAGUGAGAGCAUUUGGGUCAAAAUUAAGGGAGAGAAGAAUAACAGAGACCUCAUUGUGGGAGUUUACUAUAGAUCCCAAAGCCAAACGGAGGACAUAGAUGAUGCCUUCCUGGAACAGAUGGCCAAGCAUGCGAAAGGAAGGGAGAUAGUAGUAAUGGGGGACUUCAAUUACUCGGAUAUUUGUUGGAUGUCAAACUCAGCCAAGAGCAUAAGAUCAAACAGAUUCCUCACUGGCCUUGCAGACAACUUCAUUGUCCAGAAAGUGGGAGAAGCAACAAGAGGAACAGCCAUUUUAGAUCUGGUCCUAACCAAUGUUGAUGACCUGGUUAGUGGGGUAGAAGUGGAAGGAUCAUUAGGCGCGAGUGAUCAUGCUCUUCUGAAGUUUACUAUACAGCGGAAAGGAGCAGCCAAGCAUACUAGGACUCAAUUUCUUGACUUUAAGAAAGCCGACUUCAUAAAAAUUAGGGAAGUGCUGCAUGAGAUCCCAUGGACAGUAAUACUAAAAGGAAAGGGAGUUCAUGAUGGCUGGGAGUUUGUUAAGAGGGAGAUAGUAAAAGCACAACGUCAGGCAAUACCAAUGAGAUGGAAACAUGGAAGGUGCCUAAAGAAGCCAGGGUGGCUAUCUAAAGAACUUUUAACUGAGUUAAGAUUAAAAAAGGAUGUGUACAAAAAAUGGAAAAGGGGGGAAACCACCAAAGAGGAAUUCAAAAAAUACUUGGCUAGUUUAGAUGUAUUCAAGUCUCCAGGGCCAGAUGAACUGCAUCCAAGAGUAUUAAAAGAACUGGCAGAUGUGAUCUCAGAACCACUGGCAGUCAUCUUUGAGAAUUCCUGGAGAACAGGCGAAGUCCCGGCAGACUGGAGGAGGGCAAAUGUUGUCCCUAUUUUCAAAAAGGGGAAAAGAGAGGACCCAAAUAAUUGCCGCCCAGUCAGUCUGACAUCAAUACCAGGGAAGAUUCUGGAGCAGAUCAUUAAGCAAACAGUCUGUGAGCACCUAGAAAGGAAUGCUGUGAUCACCAAUAGUCAGCAUGGAUUUCUGAAAAAUAAGUCAUGUCAGACUAACCUGAUCUCGUUUUUUUGACAGAAUUACAAGCCUGGUAGAUGAAGGGAACGCAGUGGAUGUAGCCUACCUUGAUUUCAGCAAGGCAUUUGACAAGGUGCCCCAUGAUAUUCUUGUAAUGAAGCUGGUAAAAUGCGGUCUUGACUAUGCUACCACUCAGUGGAUUUGUAACUGGCUGACUGACCGAACCCAAAGGGUGCUCAUCAGUGGUUCCUCUUCAUCCUGGAGAAGAGUGACUAGUGGGGUGCCACAGGGUUCUGUCUUGGGCCCGGUCUUAUUCAACAUCUUUAUCAAUGACUUGGAUGAUGGACUCAAGGGCAUCCUGAUCAAAUUUGCAGAUGACACCAAACUGAGAGGGUGGCUAACACCCCAGAGGACAGGAUCACACUUCAAAACGACCUUGACAGAUUAGAGAACUGGGCCAAAACAAACAAGAUGAAUUUUAACAGGGAGAAAUGUAAAGUAUUGCACUUGGGCAAAAAAAUGAGAGGCACAAAUACAAGAUGGGGGACACCUGGCUUGAGAGCAGUACAUGUGAAAAGGAUCUAGGAGUCUUGGUUGACCACAAACUUGACAUGAGCCAACAGUGUGACGCGGCAGCUAAAAAACCAAUGCAAUUCUGGGCUGCAUCAAUAGGAGUAUAGCAUCUAGAUCAAGGGAAGUAAUAGUGCCACCGUAUUCUGCUCUGGUCAGACCUCACCUGGAGUACUGUGUCCAGUUCUGGGCACCACAGUUCAAGAAGGACACUGACAAAUUGGAACGUGUCCAGAGGAGGGCAACCAAAAUGGUCAAAGGCCUGGAAACGAUGCCUUAUGAGGAACGGCUAAGGGAGCUGGGCAUGUUUAGCCUGGAGAAGAGGAGGUUAAGGGGUGAUAUGAUAGCCAUGUUCAAAUAUAUAAAAGGAUGUCACAUAGAGGAGGGAGAAAGGUUGUUUUCUGCUGCUCCAGAGAAGCAGACACGGAGCAAUGGAUCCAAACUACAAGAAAGAAGAUUCCACCUAAACAUUAGGAAGAACUUCCUGACAGUAAGAGCUGUUUGACAGUGGAAUUUGCUGCCAAGGAGUGUGGUGGAGUCUCCUUCUUUGGAGGUCUUUAAGCAGAGGCUUGACAACCAUAUGUCAGGAGUGCUCUGAUGGUGUUUCCUGCUUGGCAGGGGGUUGGACUCGAUGGCCCUUGUGGUCUCUUCCAACUCUAUGAUUCUAUGAUUCUAUGAUUCAAUCCUGGAGACUUCAUGUCAGACCUGGAGGUCUGGCAACCCUAGCUGUAGUCCAACAACAUCUGGAGGACCACAGGUUCCCCAGCCCUGAUUUAUGGAGAUGCACUGCCCAUCCAAUGGUGCUCUAGUUUCAUUUUCUCUGUGUGCAUAGCAUCCCCUUUAGCAUUUUCUCUUGAGCAAUGCACAAGAGAAGGAGGAGAAUGCAGAUGGAGGACAUUCUUCUGACUGAUACCUUAUAGGAACAUUGGCAUUCUCAACUGAUCCCUUGCUGCAAAAAGUGAGAAUAAAGACCCCAACACAAAACAGCAUUGGGUGAAAAUUAAUAGACCUAAGUUAGGAAUGGUCAUUAGUUUCAAUGGGUCUGCUAUGAGCAUUCAGUACAGACCAUGACAAUUUGCAAUGAAAUCAAAGAUUUGAAGAUGGGGUUAUUUAAAGCAAGUGUGGUUAACCUUUGGCCCUUCAGAUCACAUUUACAAUCACAUGGUGGGUUGGGUUUUUUGUUUGUUUGUUUGUUUUGUUUUGUUUUGUUUUGUUUGCUGUGUUUUGCCAGUGUAGGGAUGAUUGAAUGCAUCACUGAAAUCACAGAAUCAUAGAGUUGGAAGGGACCCCAAGAAAGAUUGGGCAACACAGGCAAGCAUCUCCUGCGACAAGAAAAGAGAUGUACCGGGAGAGUUUGGCUAAAUUACCUGUGUCAGAGGUAGAAUUCAGAGAAAAGAGCUAACAUUUCAACUGUGUGAAAACUGGUGCUUAUCAGAAAUGACAACCUGCCACUUGCGCACAAACCCUUAUGAAACACAGACCCACCUUGCAACAUUCCACUGUCCCUAUAACUUCUUAAAUAGUUGGAAUCAGAUGGAUUUACUAAACACACUUUACUAAGCUGGGUGUGCUAAACCCACCUUCUGCUUGAGAGACUGUCUUCUGAGAAGCAUUCAGCCAUGAGGUUGCAUCUUCUCUUUGCUCUUCUUGUCCUACCUGCCACAGGUAAGAAGCUAUCACAGUCUGGUUAUACAACUCUCUCUCUCUCUCUCUCUCUCUCUCUCUCUCUCUCUCUCUCUCUCUUUUCUCUGUGUCUCUGUCUCUCUCUUGUUCUUUAAAAUAAAAAUAUAUAAAGAAAGAAACUUUUUAAAUGUAUUUGUAUAUUUGGCAAGACUUUGUCAAAUCCUAAUUUAAAGCUGUAACUAAAUUCAGAGCCAGUUUGGUGUAGAGGUUAGAGUGUCAGACUAGGACCUGAGAGAUCAGAGCUUGAAUCCCCACUCAGUCAUGAAGCUCACUUUGACCAACAUACCUCACAGGGUUGCUGUGAGGAUAAAAUGGGGAGGAGAACUAUGAAAGCCACUUUGAGCUCCUUUGAGGAAAUGUGGCAUACAAAUAUAACAGAUAACAACUACUACUACUACUACUACUACUGGUGUGGUGGCAAACUUCACGGCUUAACUAUGUAAAUAAUAAAAUCGCAGAAUUGUAAAGCUGGAAGGGGCGUCAAGGGUCAUCUAGUCCAACCCCCUGCAAUGCAGGAAUCUCAGCUAAAGCAUCCAUGACAGAUGAACAUGCACGCUUUGAUUUAGAACCUUCAAGGAACUCCACCACUUCUCAUGGGAGUCUGUUCCACAGUCAAUAUUUGAAGAUGGCUAUCACAUCUCCUCUUUUCCAAGCUAAACAUACCCAGCUCCUUCAAGCACUCCCCAUAAGGCUUGGUUUCCAGACCAUUGAUCAUCUUGGUUACCCUUCUCUGCACAGGUUCCAGCUUGUCAAUAUCCUUCUUAAACUGUGGCGACCAGAACUGGACAUCGUACUCCGGUUGGGGUCUGACCAAGGCAGAAUAGAGCGGUACUAUUACUUCUGUUGAUCUGGACAUUCAACUUCUAUUAAUGCAGCCAGGGCCAUCUUAGGCAUAUCCGGCGCCAUGGUGCAAAGAUUCCUCUGCCAGCUUAUCAGAAAGGCACCCAGCCAAUUUGGUUGCCAAUAAAUAUUCCUGUAGACAUUUCUGAGAUCAUGGUCUUUCCAACUAGUGGCUUUGUUAAUUGUCUUACUUUAAUUGCCCUUUGACAGCCCUACUCCAAGCCCAGGCGUGCAGGGAGGAGCCGGGCAGCUGCCUCAGCACCUCACUCGGCCUCGAACUCAUGCACAUCCCGCAGCAAAAGAGCCCACUAGGUCCCCUGGGAGCCCAGCACUGUGGUGUCAUGCACCACAGGAGGUGGAAAUAAGAAACCUAUAUUUUCAUAAAUUCUCUGUGUUAUUAUUUUUAAUCUUUUUCCCCCCUUUCCUCCCUGCAGUUUGUAAAUACAUGAGUGUCAUUAUGGACAGCAUCUUUCCAAAGUUCUUAUUUCAUCAAAUCGUUAGGUAAAACUUUUUUUAAAAUCCAAACGAAGGUGUUGACAUGGACAGCAACAUGUUGUUAACUUGCACUAUCCCAUUAACAGGACUUCUAGGUUUCCUUUGGUGUAAUCUCACCGCUUCUUCCUUUACUUCCACAUGAACAUCAUUUUGUUAAUUUGUUUAUUGAUGGGCUAUUCUGGAUACUUGGGAGGGAAAUAAAUUACAAUUUUACAUUUAAAAAAGAGAGAGAUAACAGUUAAGACGUCCCUGAAUGCAGCCUAGAAUAGCAUUAGCCCUUUUAUUUAUUUAUUUAUUUAUUUUUGCUGCUGCUGCAUCACUCUACUGACUAAUGUUACGCUUGUGGUCUACUAAGAUCCCCAGAUCCUUUUUGCAUGUAUUACUGGCAUGCCAUCUUAUAUGGGUGCAGCUUCCUGGUUUCAGCACUGAACUCAUGGCUUAUACUUUGGGGAGAUAUCCCUCUGAGGAAAACUGCAUUCCCCCCCCCCACUAUGGGGGGGGGGACCUCAAGAUCUUGAAUACUUGCAUAAGCAGAAAACAAAAAAAGUCUGCUUACUGAUAAGGGAAUUGCUCUGACCAGCAAAAUGUCCUGAUCAGAAUCAAAUAAAAGUCAUGUCAGAUGUGCCAAGAGUAACUCAGGAAGUACAGCUGCUAACCUACUUGGUACCCCAUGAAACAGAAAAUAGAGAUUAUGAAUGUUACCACAUUGAGGGGUGCCUGAGAGGAGAGGAGUGGCAACUAGAAAGGCCAAUGUAAAAUGGCAGAGUAUCAGGAGACUAGGAGAAGUUGGAAGUAGAGAAUAAACGGGGUCAAUGCUCUGUAAUUAGGAUGUAAGAAUCUAUGGCUCUCUGUCUUCUAAAGAAGUCUUCUCAAGCAGCUGAUACCCACAACAACCUAAAAUCAACAAGAAAAGCUGAUAUAAGCAAUUCCAUAAUUUAUUUUCAGGGAGCGUGAUUCUUCCCUUACAAGAAGAGGAAGAGCUAAGAAAGACUGAAAUGGCAUCUCCUCCUCAACAACAGGAUGAGGGGCAUGAGCAGAAGGCCCCCUCAUCUGCACCUUCCCAGCAGGAGGAACAAGUUCCUGAGGAGAAGGCCCCUUCAUUUGCACCUUCCCAACAGGAGGAAGUCCCUGAGCAGAAGGCCCCCUCAUCUGCACCUUCCCAGCAGGAGGAAGUCCCUGAGCAGAAGGCCCCCUCAUCCGCACCUUCACAGCAGCAGCAGGAAGUCCCUGACCAGGAGGCCACCUCAUCUGCACCUUCACAACAGGAGCAAGUCCCUGAGGAGAAGGCCCCCUCAUCUGCACCUUCCCAGCAGGAGGAGCUAGUCCCUGAGCAGAAGGCCCCCUCAUCUGCACCUUCCCAGCAGGAGGAAGUCCCUGAGGAGAAGGCCCCCUCAUCUGCACCUUCCCAGCAGGAGCAGCAAGUCCCUGAGGAGAAGGCCCCUUCAUCUGCACCGUCCCAACAGGAGGAAGUCCCUGAGGAGAAGGCCCCCUCAUCUGCACCUUCCCAGCAGGAGCAGGAAGUCCCUGACCAGAAGGCCCCCUCAUCUGCACCUUCCCAGCAGGAGCAGGAAGUCCCUGACCAGAAGGCCCCCUCAUCCGCACCUUCCCAGCAGGAGGAAGUCCCUGAGCAGAAGGCCCCCUCAUCUGCACCUUCCCAGCAGGAGGAGCUAGUCCCUGAGCAGAAGGCCCCCUCAUCUGCACCUUCCCAGCAGGAGCAGCAAGUCCCUGAGGAGAAGGCCCCCUCAUCCUCACCUUCCCAGCAGGAGGAAGUCCCUGAGCAGAAGGCCCCCUCAUCUGCACCUUCCCAGCAGGAGCAGCAAGUUCCUGAGGAGAAGGCCCCUUCAUUUGCACCUUCCCAACAGGAGGAAGUCCCUGACCAGAAGGCCCCCUCAUCCUCACCUUCCCAGCAGGAGGAAGUCCCUGAGCAGAAGGCCCCCUCAUCUGCACCUUCACAACAGGAGCAAGUCCCUGAGGAGAAGGCCCCCUCAUCUGCUCCUUCCCAGCAGGAGGAAGUCCCUGACCAGGAGGCCCCUUCAUCUGCACCUUCACCACAGGAGGAACAAGUCCCUGAGCAGAAGGCCCCCUCAUCUGCACCUUCUCAGCCGGAGGAGCUAGUCCCUGAGCAGAAGGCCCCCUCAUCUGCACCUUCCCAGCAGGAGCAGGAAGUCCCUGACCAGAAGGCCCCCUCAUCUGCACCUUUCCAAAAAGAGCAGCAAGUCCCUGAGGAGAAGGCCCCUUCAUCUGCACCUUCCCAACCUGAGCAGCAGGUCCCUGAGCAGAAGGCCCCCUCAUUUGCACCUUCCCAAAAAGAGCAGCAAGUCCCUGAGGAGAAGCCUCCCUCAUCUGCACCUUCCCAAAAAGAGCAGCAAGUCCCUGAGGAGAAGGCCCCCUCAUUUGCACCUUCUCAGCAGGAGCAGCAAGUCCAUGAGGAGAAGGCCCCUUCAUCUGCACCGUCCCAACAGGAGGAAGUCCCUGAGCAGAAGGCCCCCUCAUCUGCACCUUCCCAGCAGGAGCAGCAAGUCCCUGAGGAGAAGGCCCCCUCAUCCGCACCUUCCCAGCAGGAGGAAGUCCCUGAGCAGAAGGCCCCCUCAUCUGCACCUUCCCAGCAGGAGGAAGUCCCUGACCAGGAGGCCACCUCAUCUGCACCUUCACAACAGGAGGAGCUAGUCCCUGAGCAGAAGGCCCCCUCAUCUGCACCUUCCCAGCAGGAGCAGGAAGUCCCUGACCAGAAGGCCCCCUCAUCUGCACCUUUCCAAAAAGAGCAGCAAGUCCCUGAGGAGAAGCCUCCCUCAUCUGCACCUUCCCAAAAAGAGCAGCAAGUCCCUGAGGAGAAGGCCCCCUCAUUUGCACCUUCCCAAAAAGAGCAGCAAGUCCCUGAGGAGAAGCCUCCCUCAUCUGCACCUUCCCAAAAAGAGCAGCAAGUCCCUGAGGAGAAGGCCCCCUCAUUUGCACCUUCUCAGCAGGAGCAGCAAGUCCAUGAGGAGAAGGCCCCUUCAUCUGCACCGUCCCAACAGGAGGAAGUCCCUGAGCAGAAGGCCCCCUCAUCUGCACCUUCCCAGCAGGAGCAGCAAGUCCCUGAGGAGAAGGCCCCCUCAUCCGCACCUUCCCAGCAGGAGGAAGUCCCUGAGCAGAAGGCCCCCUCAUCUGCACCUUCACAGCAGGAGCAGGAAGUCCCUGACCAGAAGGCCCCCUCAUCUGCACCUUCCCCAAAAGAGCAGCAAGUCCCUGAGGAGAAGCCUCCCUCAUCUGCACCUUCCCAAAAAGAGCAGCAAGUCCCUGAGGAGAAGGCCCCCUCAUUUGCACCUUCUCAGCAGGAGGAAGUCCCUGAGGAGAAGGCCCCUUCAUCUGCACCUUCCCAGCAGGAGCAGCAAGUCCCUGAGGAGAAGGCCCCUUCAUCUGCACCGUCCCAUCAGGAGAAGCAAGUCCCUGAGGAGAAGGCCCCCUCAUCUGCACCUUCCCAGCAGGAGCAGCAAGUCCCUGAGGAGAAGGCCCCUUCAUCUGCACCUUCCCAACAGGAGCAGCAAGUCCCUGAGCAGAAGGCCCCCUCAUCUGCACCUUCCCAGCAGGAGCAGCAAGUCCCUGAGGAGAAGGCCCCUUCAUCUGCACCGUCCCAGCAGGAGGAGCAAGUCCCUGAGGAGAAGGCCCCCUCAUCUGCACCUUCCCAGCAGGAGCAGCAAGUCCCGGAGGAGAAGGCCCCUUCAUCUGCACCUUCCCAACCUGAGCAGCAGGUCCCUGAGCAGAAGGCCCCCUCAUCUGCACCUUCCCAGCAGGAGCAGGAAGUCUCUGACCAGGAGGCCACCUCAUCUGCACCUUCCCAACAGGAGCAAAUUCCUAACCAGAAGGCCACCUCAUCUGCACCUUCCCAGCAGGAGCAGCAAGUCCCUGAGGAGAAGGCCCCUUCAUCUGCACCGUCCCAGCAGGAGGAGCAAGUCCCUGAGGAGAAGGCCCCCUCAUCUGCACCUUCCCAGCAGGAGCAGCAAGUCCCGGAGGAGAAGGCCCCUUCAUCUGCACCUUCCCAACCUGAGCAGCAGGUCCCUGAGCAGAAGGCCCCCUCAUCUGCACCUUCCCAGCAGGAGCAGGAAGUCUCUGACCAGGAGGCCACCUCAUCUGCACCUUCCCAACAGGAGCAAAUUCCUAACCAGAAGGCCACCUCAUCUGCACCUUCCCAACAGGAGGAAGUCCCUGGGCACAAAAGCACCUCAUCUGAUGAAGCAUUUGAUGAAAUUGAUUUUCCUUCGGAAGGUGAUCCUGAUUCUGAGGAGGAAACCGAUUAUGAUCACCUUGAUCACAUACUUCCUUUCCGUAUCCUAAGACAGUUCUUUUCUGGCCUCAGAGGUAGGUAUCUAUUUUUCCCUUGAUAUUGAGAUUAUACAGACAUUCUUACAUUCUACCCCCAAUGUCAGACACAUUAUUCCUUUGAAUACCUGUUGCUCUUAGUUGGAGGAGGUGAGAUUAGUGAUGUCCAAAUCUCAUUACCCACUGUGAGAACAUGAUAAUGAACUAGAAGAGCCACUGGCCUGAUUUGGGAGGCUUAUUUAUUUAUUUAUUUAUUUAUUUAUUUAUUUUCUGUUUUAAUGGGUUCAUCCAUUUUCAGUCCAUGAUUUGUCCAGCCACAUAGGUCCAUGUUUGUAGACUGCCCUGAUGUCUGCAUCUCCUCCAGAGCCAUAUUGCUGUUUUUGGUUCUUUGGAUCAAACAUCAGUUUCAAAUCCUGCAAUGAAGCUUUCAAUGGACAUGGACAGUUUUCUUUGAUCUUCUGUGGCCUGUGAGCAGUCUGGAAUCAUUUCCAGUCCCCGUUAGGAGACGCCAGGGAUUGGACAUGCCAGUAUCUGCAUGCAAAUAAUGUCUUCCAUUCUCCCCUUUUCCUCACUUCAUUUGUGUGUGUGUGGUUGUUUGUUUGUUUGCUUGUUUUUUUUAAAAAAUCACCAUUGUUGACAUAAGACAUUCCAGCACCAUGCACUAUAGUUUAUCAUAGAAUCAUAGAAUUGUAGAGUUGGAAGGGACCCUCACGGGUUAUCUAGUCCAACCCUCUGCAAUGCAGGAAUCCCAAGUAACGCAUCCAUGACAGAUGGCCAGUCAACCUUUGCUUGAAAACCUCCAAGAAGAGUCCACAACUUCCCAAAGGAGACCGUUUCACUCUUGAACAGCUCUUACUGUCAGAAAGUUUUUCCUGAUGUUUAGUUGGAAUCUCCUUCCUUUUAACUUGAAGCCAUUUGUUUUAAUCAUAACUGCUUUGCCCCCCGGAGCAGGAGGAAACAAGCACUCUUCUUCCAUGUGACAGCCCUUGACUUAUUUGAAGGUGGUUAUCAUAUCUUCUCUCAGUCCCCUCUUUUCCAGGUUAAACAUCUGUAGCUCCUUCACCCGCUCCUCAUAAGGCUUGGUUUCCAGACACUUGAUCAUCUUGGCUGCCCUCUUCUGCACACGUUCCAGCUUGUCAACAUCCUUCUUAAAUUGUGGUGCCUGGCAUUGGACACAGUAUUCCAGGUGUGGUCUGAACAAGACAGAAUAGAGCGGUACUAUUACUUCCCUUGAUCUGGGCACUAUAAAGUGGUACCUCGGGUUAAGAACUUAAUUUGUUCUGGAGGUCCGUUCUUAACCUGAAACUGUUCUUAACCUGAAGCACCACUUUAGCUAAUGGGGCCUCCCACUGCUGCUGUGCGAUUUCUGUUCUCAUCCUGAAGCAAAGUUCUUAACCCGAAGUACCAUUUCUGGGUUAGUGGAGUCUGUAACCUGAAGCAUCUGUAACCUGAGGUACCACUGUACUUCUGUUGAUACAGCGUAGAGUAGUGUUAGCUCUUUUUUUGCUGUUGCAAAAAAUGUGAAGACCACUAGAUCCUUUGCACAUGUACUGCUAAUAAGCCAGGUGUCCCCCAUCUUAUAUUUGUACAUCUGGUUGCUCUUCUUCUUCUUCUUCUUCUUCUUCUUCUUCUUCUUCUUCUUCUUCUUCUUCUUCUUCUUCUUCUUCUUCCUCUUCUUUUUCUUCUUCCUUGUCCUUGUAGGAUAAGUUCCCAAUCAUGACAGAGUUAUGUGUCUCUUUCAUUCAGGGGCCCUGCACUGCCGAAAGCUGGGAGGUGUCUGCCGACCAAAAAGAGCAAAAUGCAGGACGACUCUACAGAUUCAGAUCCCGUGUGGUCCUGGCAGGAAAUGUUGCUCCCUUUGGUGAACUGACAAGUAGCACAAAUUUACAAAAGUCAGCAUGGCAGUGUUGAAACUAAGCCGUGCAAUGACUGUCCAAGUCAGAAAAGUGAAUGCCAAUGGGACUUGGUAAACACAACAAAUAUGGUAUAAAUCUGUAACUGUGUGCUCAGCAUCUUAAAAAACAACAACAAUAAAGGAGCAACUUCCAUUUUGUGAUCCUCAAUCGUCCUGAUAUUUAUGGUUGUGUGUGAUGUGAUAAAUGGUUGUACUGUGUGAGACAGGGUGCGGGAGAGGAUCAUGGAAAAGACCACAUCUCAGCAGCAAGACAGAGGUGCCAACUUGAAUAAAAUAUGGGGGGGGGAUGUGUGCAGGUAAGCUCCACUCUACAUAAUUGAUCAAAUGGAGCAUGCACACACCAUUUGAAUGGCAAUGCCCAUCAACUUGGGGGGGGGGUAUUGUGGGGGUGAUUGGACUUUGGCUCCUAGAAGUUGGCUCCUAUGGAUAAAAGUAUGUGCAUUGGCUAGGGCGUGGAAAAGGUAAAGCAGCAGAGCUCAGUAUGUUCCUUGAGUCUAGCUCUCACCAGCUCCAGUCAGAAGGAACAGGGUUGAUGGGAGUUGUAGCCCCACAACAUCUGGAGGGACCAAAUGUACUCUUCUCAAGCUCAUUGUGAUGGCCUGGGAUACGGACUCGGAGGCUGAACCUGAGGAAUCCCAGCCUGCACAGGAGUCCCCGCCUCCAGAACCAGCUGAGCUGGGGCUGGGGCUUGAGCCUGAAGGGUCCUCACCUGUGCUGGAUCCUCAGGUGCAGGCACCAGCUGAGUCUGCUCUGGCUCCUGAGAUGAUGGCGGACCCAUUGCCUGCAGGUGCUCCACUCUCAGCCCCGUCAGAGGAAGCUGAGGUUGCCUCUGGGUUCGGUAACCCUCCAGCCUCUCCUGAGCUGCAGAGGCCUCUGCAGAGGCAGAGAGGCGGAGGAAACUAAGUGGUUGUCCUAGGGGAUUUUAACAUUCAUGCCGACACAACCUUGCAAGGGGCUGCUCGGGACUUCGUGGAAAGCAUGGCCUCCAUGGGGCUGUCCCUGAAUAAGUUUGGCCCAACUCAUAGUCAUGGACAUGCCUUAGACCUGGUGUUCACCUCUAGUGACGUGGGUGAUCUGACACUAAGUAAAAGUGAAACAAAAGAAGUGCCAUGGUCAGAUCACUUCCUGGUGCAACUGGACUUCUCCGCGACCCUUCCCCUCUGCAGGGAGGUGGGACCAAUUCGGAUGGUCCACCCCCGCCACUUAAUGGAUCCAAAUGGUUUCCAGAGAGUGGUAGGGGAUGCUUUAUCCCAUGUUGAUGGCCUUUCAGCUGAUUCCCUGGUGGCCCACUGGAAUGCAGAGUUAACCAGGGCUAUCGACUGUCUGGCUCCGAAGCGCCCUCUCCAAUUGCAUGGAGCCCGGACAGCCCCGUGGUUUUCUUCAGAGCUGAGGGCGAUGAAACAAUCCCUGAGAUGGCUAGAGCGUCGGUGGCAGAAAACUCACUCCGAAUCUGACACAGGUUAGAGCUCAAUGGCAAGCCUACCAAGUGGCGAUAGCAACGGCGAAGAAGACUUUCUUCACCGCCUCUAUUGCAUCUGCAGAAAAUAGUAGCAGGAGACUCUUUCAGGUGGUUCGCAAUUUAACGGAACCACCUUUACCACCGGGGCCUUGUAAAGACCCCAAGAUCUCCUGCAACGAUUUUGCAAAGUUUUUUGCAGAUAAAAUCACUCAUAUUCAGAAGGAGCUAGACACCACAAUGGGAGCAGGGCUGGGGCGGGAGAGUGCUAGAGCUCUGUCUGGUCAAGUUGCAUGGAAUCAAUUUCAAUCUGUUACCCCCGAGGAUGUGGACAGGCUGCUUGGAUGCGUGAAACCAACCACCUGUCUCCUUGAUCCUUGCCCAUCCUGGCUAAUAAAAGCAAGCCGGGAAGGGCUGGGCAAUGGGCUCUGCGGGGUGGUGAAUGCUUCCCUCUGUGAGGGAACGUUCCCAGAUCCGCUGAAAGAGGCAGUCAUUAAACCGCUUCUUAAAAAAUCAUCUUUAGACCCAGCCAGUAUGGCCAACUAUCGCCCAGUCUCAAAUCUUCCAUUCUUGGGCAAGGUGAUUGAGCGCGUGGUUGCUGAACAACUCCAGGCACGCCUGGAGGAUGCGGACCAUUUGGAUCCCUUCCAAUCGGGAUUCAGGCCUCAUCAUGGUACUGAAACUGCCUUGGUCGCGCUGGUUGAUGAUCUCCGGCGAGCUAGGGACAAAGGUGAGAGUUGUUUCCUAGUUGGAUCUCUCAGCGGCCUUUGAUACAAUCGACCAUAACAUCCUUCUGGACUGUCUAGAGGGGCUGGGAGCUGGGGGCACUGUUAUACAGUGGUUUCGCUCCUUCCUCCUGGGCCGUGUUCAGAAAGUGGUGGUGGGGGAUAAGUGUUCAGACCCCUGGGCCCUCACUUGUGGGGUGCCUCAGGGUUCCGUCCUCUCCCCCAUGCUUUUUAACAUCUCUAUGAAGCCGCUGGGAGAGAUCAUCAGGGGUUUGGACUGGGUGUCCAUCAAUAUGCAGAUGAUACCCAGCUCUACCUCUCUUUCAAAUCAGAACCAGUGAAGACGGUGAAGGUCCUGUGUGAGUGCCUGGAGGCGGUUGGAGGAUGGAUGGCGGCUAAUGGAUUGAAGUUGAAUCCUGACAAGACAGAAGUACUGUUUUUGGGGGACAGGGGGUGGGCUGGUGUGGAGGACUCCCUGGUCCUGAAUAGGGUAACUGUGCCCCUGAAGGACCAGGUGCGCAGCCUGGGAGUCAUUUUGGACUCACACCUGUCUAUGGAGGCACAGGUCAAUUCUGUAUCCAGGGCAGCUGUCUAUCAACUCCACCUGGUAUGCAGGCUGAGACCUUACCUGCCCGUGGACUGCCUCGCCAGAGUGGUGCAUGCUCUAGUUAUCUCCUGCUUGGACUACUGCAAUGUGCUCUACGUGGGGAUACCUUUGAAGGUGACUCGGAAGCUACAACUAAUCCAGAACGCGGCAGCUAGACUGGUGACUGGGGGCGGCCGCCGAGACCACAUAACACUGGUCUUGAAAGACCUACAUUGGCUCCCAGUACGUUUCCGAGCACAAUUCAAAGUGCUGGUGUUGACCUUUAAAGCCCUAAACGGCCUCGGCCCAGUAUACCUGAAGGUGUGUCUCCACCCCCAUCGUUCUGCCCGGACGCUGAGGUCCAGCGCCGAGGGCCUUCUGGCGGUUCCCUCAUUGCGAGAAGCAAAGCUACAGGGAACCAGGCAGAGAGCCUUCUUGGUAGUGGCGCCCGCCCUGUGGAACGCCCUCCCACCAGAUGUCAAAGCAAUAAAUAACUACCUGACAUUCAGAAGACAUCUUAAGGCAGCCCUGUUCAGGGAAGUUUUUAAUCUGUGAUAUUUUAGUGUAUUUUUGGUUUCUAUGGAAGCCGCCCAGAGUGGCUGGGGAAACCCAGUCAGAUGGGCGGGGUACAAAUAAUAAAUUAUUAUUAUUAUUAUUAUUAUUAAGUUCCCGCAGGAGGAGUGCUCGCCUCCAGACCAGGAGAGGCGAGUCACCUGUGGACUGGGGCUGCCCUAUGCCUCGGGGCAGAUAAAAGCCAGCCAGCCUCAGUCCCAAGUUGCGGGAGCAACGUUGUUGGUAGCCAGUUCCUGCCUGCACCCUGUCCUGCCAGAUCACCUGACCUCGCCCAACUACCUACCUUGGACCUAGCUUCAGCUUUGACGGAUGGCCUCAAUAAUGCACCCUCGACCUUGGACGGGACUCGCACCACGCCUCAUGGAAACCCACGGGACCAGCACACUCAUCCCUUGUCAUUGACAGUUGAAGGCUCCCAGGUAGCAAUUAAAAAGAUACAGUUAGGCCAUGCCUUACAGCUCCUAUGAUAUAUUUCCACUUUUACCUUCUCCUGCAUCUUUGCUUUCUUUCUUUUCAAGCAGAGAAGAAGCACUCCAACACUCUAUUCAACUCAGUAGCGUUCACAGUGGAUUCUGAAACACAGUCAUCUUGCUUCACAUAAAAUUGAGUCUCUCCUUCACUAGAUACCCUCAUGUGACCAUCGUUAGCCAAUCACGUAAGAACUACUAGUGAACUCUCUAGUUACCAACUAAUCAGUUACCAAUCAAUCUGAUUUAAACACAUAGUAAUGCAUACAAGCAUUUACAAUUUCCAUGAAUCAAACUGCUAUACUUAACACCUCCUUGGUUCCAGAAAUAGUCUCCUAACCUACCCAAUAGAAAGCAUCAUUCAGAUUUGCAGUUUGCAUGACUCACUAAGGAUGAUCAGAGCACAAUAAAAUUCAAAACAGUAACAAUUUAUUAUGCAUUAAUUCAAAUCCCAUUUAGUUUAAUUAAUUCAACAAAGUUGAUGAACUUGAUGCAGUGUUAUCACAUAACCUCCAACAUUUAUCCGAUGAAAAUAGGGACGUCCCAUUCCAUAAUGAUUAUUUUACUAUUUAUACGCCACACAUCUUAUUGGGUUGCCCCAGCCACUCUGGGCAGCUUCCAACAUACAGUCGUACCUUGGUUCUCAAAUGGAAGGAAAACGUUCGAAAACCAAGGGGCUGCUUCCGAUUGGCUGCAGGAACUUCCUGCACUCAAUCAGAAGCCAUGUAAGCCACGUUGGACAUUUGGGUUCCAAAGAAUGUUCACCAACAAGAACACUCACUUCUGGGUUUGCGGAGCCAAAACAUUUGAGUCACAAGGCAUUUGACAACCAAGGUACAACUGUAUAUAAAAGCAUAAUAAAACAUUAAACAUUGAAAAAACUUCCCUAUACAGGAUUGCCUUCAGACAGCUCGGGAGUCAAAUAACGCCAUACCCUCCAACAUUUCUCCAAUGAAAAUAGGGACAUCCUCAGGAAAAGUGGGAACAUUCCGGGAUCAAAUCAGAAACUGGGAUAGAUUUUCUAAAUAAGGGACAUCCCUGGAAAAUAGGGACACUUGGAGGGUCUGCUACCAGCUUUUCAAAAUCUGGUAGUCAUUUGCACCUCCAGUGCUCCCCUGCUAAGUAACAACAACAACAACAACAACAACAACAACAACAACAACAACAACUUAUUUAUACCCCGCCCAUCUGGCUGGGUUUCCCCUGCUUUAGCUUGUACCUGAUUAUGUAAUUUAUCAAUGUAAUUGUUGCACUGAAAUACAAUUAAGAAGAAGUAUAUUAAUAGUGAAAUAAUGAUUAAGCUCUAACUUUUGGGCCCUAAGCUAUAGCUUGUUUAGUAAAUCCAGCACUGGACUGGUUUGGCAGGUGACAUUCCCAUUUUUUAAUAGGAUCUUUAAACUGUUUUGAAAUGGUCAAUAGGACAAAUAUGUCAACGGACAGGUAGCAGUCCUGUUUUUCCAGGCCAGCCAGCGCAAGAUCCCUUACCAAGCCUGUGUAGGGCAAGGAGAAUAAAGGAUAGCUUGAAAAAGAUGCAUUUCACCCGAAACAGCUGGAAAUAGAUGCUUUGAUAUACUACUGAAGAAGGCCAGUCAAGCCAUGAAACAAGUUGAAGCAAUUGCAUCAGUCUGCAGAUUCCAGAAGUCUAACACAUUCCUGUCUACUAUUUGUGCAUCAGUAUAGCUCUGUGUGGUGCUGCGGUCUAAACCACUGAGCCUCUUGGGCUUGCCGAUCAGAAGGUCAGCCCUUCGAAUCCCCACAACGGGGUGAGCUCCCGUUGCUUGGUCCCAGCUCCUGCCAACCUAGCAGUUCAAAAGCACGUCAGUGCAAGUAGAUAAAUAGGUACCACUCCAGCGGGAAGGUAAACGGCGUUUCCGUGCGCUGCUCUGGUUUCGGUGUUCCGUUGCGCCAGAAGCGGCUUAGUCAUGCUGGCCACAUGACCUGGAAAAACUGUCUGCGGACAAACGCCGGUUCUCUCAGCCUAUAAAGCAAGAUGAGCGCCACAACCCCAGAGUCCUCUGUGACUGGACUUAACAGUCAGAGGUCCUUUGCCUUUACCUUUUUAUAGCUCUGUCUACAUUGUAUUGAUGUGGUUACAUCCAAGGCCACCUAAUUUGGACUUCACAUGUCACCACCCAGGUCCAAACUUUAGAGAAGCAAUGCAAAAUCUAAAAAAGGAAGCAUUUUGCUCCAGUGAUGUAAACAUGGGAUCAUACAGCCUUGGGGUGGGGGCUUAUUUGAGUUACACAGUUCGGAACAUAAUGCUCCUUCUGUAUGGGCACUUGGAAUGGAAGCUUUGCAGAGAUAUUGGCAAUACAGUAGACAUUCAUUUCCAUGAGCAACACAUACUUAAGUGUGAUCAAACAGGUUUUGCGGGGGGCUUCUGGAGCACCACAAAAGCCUGUUGCACCUAAGAAGAGCUCUGCUGGAAGAGGCUGAUGGCCCAUCAAGUCCAGCAUCCUGUUCUCACAGUGGCCAACCAGAUGCCUGUGAGAAGUAGGAUUUGAACACGAGAGUGCUCUCCCCUUUUGUGGUUUCCAGCAGCUGGUAUUCAGAAGCAUUGCUGCCUCAAACUGUGGAGGGCAGAACAAAGCCCUCUAGGUUGGUUGUCUUCACUGACUCCUGUGGGAGAGAGUUCCACAGUUUAACUAUGCACUGCACGAAGUACACACCCUACAGGCUCUCUGCAGCAACAGGAGAAGAGUUUUGUCUCAGGCCUCUGAAAUGGCUGCCUUGGACACCUUCCACCCUGCUAUACCAUCUUGAAGGAAGCAAAGUAUUUCCUGGACCCAAGCUUAGCAUGAAUUUUGUAUAGCAGCUAGGGAUGGAGGGAUCAGUUUAUUUCGGUUCUCUCGGUUUCCAAACUUCAAUUCACUUCUCUACAUUUUGCAGCAAUUAGCUUUUUUUGUCUGAACAAAAACCUCAUUAAAAUUCACCAUCCUUUUAGUCCGAACUGCUUCUAAUAAAAGCAUUUUUAUAAGCUCUUUUGACUAACUUGCACACUUCUUUUUUUGCAAGCGAUCACUCUGAAUAUAGAUGCGUUUUUGUAUGUUAUAGUAACAAAUAUCUUCAUUUUUAUGCAUGCUAUCUUCUAAAAUAUGCAUUCUCGCAAACACUGGUUGGAGAACUAGAUCCUACAUUGCAGUGGCUAGCAGAUGUCCUCAAGGACCCAACUCUCCUAUGAUUCUCUAUCCCAAAAUUCAUAUAAGUGCGAAUUCCAAAGAAUCAAUGUUUCGGUUGGCAUAUUAUUAUUUUUUUUGGGGGGGUAAGUAGAUAAAUAUGCCUUUACAUGCACACCAAAGCAAUUUCCCCCCCAAUCCCAAUAGCAACAAGCCAGCUGCGAGCCAUAAACAGGGUUUUCAGCAACAAUUUCUCCUAAUUCUACUUUGAGAUGCCAGGGAAGAAACCUGGAACCUUUGGCAUUCAAGCUGAGGGGAAUUGCAUGGUUCAUAGGAGCCAAAUCCUAGGGGCUGGGGGGCUUCAGGCCCCCCUGCAAUAAAAUAUUUGAGGAGGCUGGGCCACCCCAAAGUUGAUGGGCAUUGCCAUUCAAAUGGUGUGUGUGUGUGUGUGUGUGUGUGUGUACUGUGUCAUGUGAUCAGUUAUGCAGGGUGGGGCUUACCUGCCCUCCCCCAAUAUUUUAUUCAAGUUAGCAUCCCUGGCAUGGUUUGAAUCCUACCCUCCAGAGCCGGAGAAAACCAGCUUGCUCCAUCUUCCAUGUGACAGCCCUUUAUGUAGUUGGAUAUGACUAACUUGUCACCUGUCAGUCUCCUCUUAUCCCUCAACCGUUCCUCAUAAGGCUUAGUUUCCAGACCAUUGAUCAUCUUCUCCACCCUCCUCUGCAAAUGUUCCAGCUUGUCAAUUUUCACUUUUCACUUUUAGGAGAACACUUCAAUCUCCCAGGACAUUAUAUACAAGAUCUCAAAGUAGCUGUCUUAUUACAAAAGGAUUUCAGAAAUAGACUGGAAAGAGAAGUUGCUGAAUUGCAACUUAUUUCCAAACUUAAAACCAUGGAGAGCCCUGGUCUGAAUAGAGACAUUGGAUUCUUAUCUCAGUAUACAUGAUAAAGCUAUUUUUAGCCAUCUCAUCCCUUGCUUUUUCCUGUAAGAACAAUUGCAGUCAUUAACAGUCGUCAACAGGUUUACCACACCUUUCAGCCAAUCACCCAUUCCCAACACCCUUCUGAGUAAUACCCCUCCCCAACCUCUCACUAUAUAUAAGGGUCUGGUGACUUCUUUUUCAGUGUAUCUGAAGAAGUGUGUAUGCACACGAAAGCUCAUACCAAGAACAAACUUAGCUGGUCUCUAAGGUACUACUGGAAGGAAUCCCCCCCCCCCGACUACGGCAGACCAACAUGGCUACCUACCUGUAACUAAAUCUUUUUACUUCUACAGUAGUACCUUGGGUUAAGAACUUAAUUCAUUCUGGAGGUGCAUUCUUAACCUGAAACUGUUCUUAACCUGAGGUACCACUUUAGCUAGUGGGGCCUCCCGCUGCCACCACACCGCCACCGCAUUAUUUCUGUUCUCAUCCUGAAGCAAAGUUCUUAACCCAAAGUACUAUUUCUGGGUUAGCGGCGUCUGUAACCUGAAGCUUUGUAACCUGAAGCGCCUGUAACCCGAGGUACCAAUGUAUUACUAUUACUUCGCUGGAGCUGGACUCUAUUGUUGAUGCAUCCUAGAACUGCAUUAGUUUUAUUUUUGCUGCUGCAUCACACUGUUGACUCAUGCCGGACUUGUGGUCCACUAAAAACUCCAUAUCCGUUUCACGUGGUGUGCUGUCAAGCCAGGUAUCCCCUAUCCUAUAUUUGCACAUCUAUCUAACAGUCACAAUAGGCCUCUCUCCAUUUGCAGUUCCCAGAAACGGAUACCCAGAGGCAUAUUGCAGAACGUUGCUUUCUUUGGCAUUCGAAUCAGGAAGUUGAGAAAACUACAGUCCCCAUGAGCCUGGCAGGAAACUACACCUCUGAGCUUCCGUAUGGUAGUCAUUUUCAGCUCAGAGUCAGAUAGGCAGAGAGGCUCUCUUCAAGAUCUCCCUGAAAUCAAUAUCCCUCUUCCCCGUCACAAAGGUAAAAGGGUUUUUUCUUUCAUUUUCCUGUCAAGGUAUGUUUUUCUCUGUGUGCGUAUUGUGGAGGAACUGGCUGGGCACAAGAGUCUCGGGGGGGGGGGGAGCAAUUGGAUAGUUCUAGAUUUCCUUUUAUUUUCAAAGGCUAAACUCAAAAAGACUACACAGCUGCAGAGAGUGCUGAAUCAGGGUAUGCGUAUCGUUGCAUGUGACUGCUAUUUUGGAAUCGAUGUGAACAAUGUGAAAAUUACGAGUGUAAUGAAAAGCAUCAUCGGAUGCUGAGGCCAAUAUCUGAUGCAUGUGUAAGUGUGAGCCAGCCCAUAAAUCAUGUGAACACUUGGCACGUGAUACGUUAUUGCAUAUGAAUGACUUCUGUUGAGACAUGAACUUCAUUCACGAGAGAGAGAGAGAGAGAGAGAGAGAGAGAUCAUUAUGAAUGCAAUUGUAUACACUACACAUUGACCUGGGAGUAAGACCCACUGAGCCCAAUGAUAUUUAUUUCUGAGGAGGCAGAUGUGUGUUUGUGUGUGUGAUACUUAUUCAUAGAUAUACAGAAAUACAUACCCAUUACAAAGCACUCGUCACGGUCCUUAGUGCACCAGUAACAGUUUAGUCAUGCUGGCCACAUGACCUGGAAAACUGUCUGUAAACAAACGCCGGCUCCCUCAGCCUGAAAGCGAGAUGAGCGUCGCAACCCCAUAGUUGCCUUGGACUGGACUUAACCGUCCACGGGUCCUUUGCCUUUUUACCUUUACCUUAAAAUAACAUACUAAGGUAAGACAGCUACUUAGUCUAAAAAAAGGACCAAGUCAUAAUGAAGAACAAGAAAGAAGACCAGAAAAGGAGAGAGACCUAAGAAAAAGAGAAAUGGAGAGAAAAGGGAAAGACAGGAAGAGCUACCAAAAUAAAGAAAAAAGUAAAGGGACUUCUGGCUCUCUGUCCUGCAGCUACAUAUAAUAUACAUAUAAUAUUACAAGUCUAUUUUGUCUUUCACGCACAAAGUCCAUAAGAAAUUUCCCAUCCUUAGCAAAUGUCAGCAAUUAUUUUUCCGUUGUUAGACAUGUUAACUUCACCAUCUCAGCCAGAUCCAAUGAUUUUAUCAGCCAUUCUUCUAUAGUGGGUACAGUUGUAUCUUUCCGUCUUUAUGCAUAUAGCAGUCUCUCUGAGGAGGCAGAUAUAGAAUUGCACUGUGUAACACACACACACACACACACACACACACACACACACACACACACACAGGUCUUCCUCUUUCAGGCCCCUGUAACUGCCUUCAUACCAACUGACAAACCUGUUCCUCCUUGGAAUUCCGAGCAAGCUCCAGUAUUUACAGUGCUACUGUCAUCACAAAAGGAUCCAUGGGUGAGGCCCAGUGUGGUGAGCUGGUUAGACUAGGAGAGGGGUCAAGCAAACCUUUUGGGCACAUUUGCCAUGAGCACCAGCCACAAAAUGGCUGCCACGGGGGGCAUGACAUAAAGGUUGCCACAUCUUGACAGUGCAGAGAAAGAGGCAGGGUCACCAAAUGGUGUAGGCACCUCCCUCCCUAUCUGCCAGUCCAUCCAUGGCAGGAAAAGCACUUUCAUCAUCCUUCUGCUUUGGUGAUCACUCGUAGCCGAGUAAGAUUGCCUUCCAUGAACAUGGGCUUAACAGUGACUGUGUAGGCCAAUUCUGGAUCCAUACAUCCUGCCACAGUGGGGGCAUAGGUUUCCGGGCAGGAGUUGAUCAUGGUGAGGGUUUGCCAAACGUGCCUUCCUCUUAGCACGUUUCUCCCUUUCGACCUGAAUUCGAGUUUCUUCAAAGUCCAUGUGACACCUUUGGUAAAGGCUGUUCUCCAAUUGGAGCGCUCGCAAUUGUUGGUAUUUAUACUUUAUUAUCCAUCACUGUGUUGGCUUGCAGAGAGAAGCUCUUCUCCUGUCUGUCCAGAACUGAUGGGAGGGUGGGUGUCCAGUCCUGGCAUUCAGUGAAAUACAGGCAUCUUUAAGGGGGUGUAUUCAACAUAGGAGGGUCUAAGCCAGCACAAACAGAGACUGGACAGUAAGAGCAUCUUGUUUUUCGGGGAUUGGUGAGGAGAUAUUUACUGAGUGCCUUUGUGGGCACCAUAGGAGAUAUUGGGGGCACACCGGUGCCCAUGGACACUACACUGGCAACCCCUGGCUUAAUAAGUGCACAAAUUUCUUAUCCAGUCUGCUUUCAUCUCAGUGUGUCUUCUUUCUAAGGUUACCGAGACUCCAGCUGAACUUCAGUCAUGAAGAUCCUUCAUUGCCUCUCUGCUGCCAUCUUACUAUUAUUAUGGACUGUUCAAGGUGAGCCAUGACAGAACAUGUGCCACACCCUACCCCACCCCCCAUGUUCAUGUUCUGAUUUGACUUGGGAUCCAGGAUCCAGCUGGAUCUGGAGCACAGCUCUAAUAUUUGUUUUUAUUGCAUCCUCUAACUCUAUUCCCAGGGCUGUUUGCAGCAACAAUUAAAGCAUACAGUGGUACCUCUAGUUACAGACUCAAUCAGUUCCGGGGUGCCAUUUGCACCCCAAAAAGUGCGUAACUAGAGCGCCGUUUCUGUGCACAUGCACGACGCAAUAGAGCACUUCUGUGCAUGUGCAAAGCUUGCAGAGUGCUUCUGCGCACACAUGAGUGGUGAAACCCGGAAGUAUACACUUCGGGGUUUGCCGCGUUCGCAAGCCGAAAAGACGCAACAUGAACCUAACGCAACACAAAGUAUGACUGUACAUGCAAAAAUGAAAUAUAAUAAAUGGGGAAAGGUACAAAAUUACAAUAGCAGAGAAUAGUCAGUCAGGUUAGAAUCGUGUUAAAAAAUAUCAGGGGAAUAAAUCAUUUAUUUGUUCUAAUAUACUAGGCUAAAUAUAUAGGUUCAUUUUUUCUGUUCUAAAACACAUACUUGUAGAUUCUUAGUAUAUGUUUCUAAGUCCCCCAUGACCACCACAGAAGGUAAGGCUUGCCGUAUGCGUUAUUGGAAAAUUUCCAAGAAGGAUUAAGAAGAAGAAUAGCAAAAAAUGAUGAAAUAAUUGGCCACAGUCUCUGUGUGUUUUAUAGAUAGAUUGUCAGGGAAGGUGGAAGUUGUAGUCAUUAAAAGUUCACCAAUCUUUAGUUGUUUUGCUGUUUUUGGGAGGUAUUGGCCUAGACUUGACCUCCAUUGUUUUCUCCACCUCCUGAUUUGAUUUUCUCCUUAUCGUUCUACAGAAGGCUAUUUACAGAUGUUCUUUUUUUCAAAUUGCAGUCUGGCACCAAUUUCACUGGCAGUCUCUUUCCUUAUUUCCUUACUUCAGGCAUGCCCUUCUAGCAGAUUUGGACACUUCCCUGCUCCCCUGCUUCUGGUCAAAUUCUGCUUCCAGAGAUACCCCAGUAUCCACCAAUAUCAGUCACUGGUAGUGGACCAGACCAAGUUAGGCAAAAGGAAAACACUAGCAUUGAUCUUCUGAGGCAGAUGGUUUAAGUCUAAAUCAAAGUGGGCUGCCAAGGGUUCUCAAGGUUGCUGCAGCCUCACCCAAGGUCGGUGGUUGAAUGCCAUCCAAAAAAUAUAGAGGGCAUCAGGUUGGGGAAAACUACUCCACAUGCUGGAAUCUAAACCAAAGGGUGGUUCAAAUGGCAAAAAGGGAAAGUAGAUUAAGUACAAGGAAGAACUUCCUGAUAGUACAAGCUGUUGAAUGGUGGGACAGAGGGCCUCAGAAGGUUGUUCACUCUCCUUUUUUUAGCAGAGGCUGACUUUAUCAGGGGUGCUUCAUUUUUGGAUGUCCUCCAAAAAUCAGAUCAGCCUUUGCCCAUUUCGUGCCCUUUAAGUGUUUUGGACUCCAACUACAAUUGGCCCCAUCCAAGGGGUUGGCUAGGGAUGAUGGGAGUUGCAAAUACAUGAAAGACACCAGGUUGAUGAAGACUGAACUAGGUGGUCCAGCUCUGUGAUUCUAAACCUUCUGUUGUUGUUUCUACAGAAGACAGCCCUGCAGAUGCCGCACUUCUUACUUGCUCCUCCAUGGGAGGGUACUGCAUUCAGCCAGUCAAUCAGACCUGCCCUUCGGGUCUAUUCCUGGAUGUGCCCUGCCAUUUCAAAAGAGUCUGCUGCGCAAAGAUGGGUGAUUAGCCUUCAUGUGCAUCCUCACCCAUCUCACCUGUUCUUCAAGUUGGCUGCUGGAAGCUCAGCUGCAAUGACUUCUGUCAGCAAGGCCUUCCUCGCCAUUCUGAAGCAACACUUUGGAACAACCAGCAUUGAUUGUUCAGGAAUCCUCACUGAUUGUUCAGACCUCAUCUAAGGUUUUAUUUCAGUCAUAUUUUCAUGUAUCUAUGCUUGGCAAAUAAAGUUCCCCUGUGGAAGGAGGGGCAAAUUU